CACUCUAACUGUGGAGCACCCGCGCUGGGCUGCAUGGGGACUGGCUGGAGGGGGAGGGCCGGGGAGGGGGUAGGCAGAGCUUCAGGAGGAGAUGAGGUGAAAGUAAUUGAUGCUGCCCAGCCAGCAGUGGAGGAGGCAGGGGAUGCGUCAGUGUCGCCCGGAGCCGGCAGAGGUGUGAAUGAGAGGGGACACGCACACGCCCGCCAAGUGCUCACCCUGGGAUGGCCGCGGCUCAGGGACCUGUGGCCCCCUCCUCCCCAGCACAGAAUGGUGCUGUGCCCAGUGAGGCCACCAAGAAGGACCAGAACCUCAAACGAGGCAACUGGGGCAACCAGAUCGAGUUUGUACUGACGAGCGUGGGCUAUGCCGUGGGCCUGGGCAAUGUCUGGCGCUUCCCGUACCUCUGCUAUCGCAACGGGGGAGGUGCCUUCAUGUUCCCCUACUUCAUCAUGCUCACCUUCUGCGGGAUCCCACUGUUCUUCAUGGAGCUCUCUUUCGGCCAGUUUGCAAGUCAGGGCUGCCUGGGGGUCUGGAGGAUCAGCCCCAUGUUCAAAGGUGUGGGCUACGGCAUGACGGUGGUGUCCGCAUACAUCGGCAUCUACUACAACGUGGUCAUCUGCAUCGCCUUCUACUACUUUUUCUCAUCCAUGACGCCCGUGCUGCCCUGGGCCUACUGCAGUAACCCCUGGAACACGCCCGACUGCGCCGGCGUGCUGGACGCCUCCAACGCCACCAACGGCUCCCGGCCUCCCGCCCUGCCUGGCAACCUCUCCCACGCACUCAACCACACCCUCCAGAGGACCAGCCCCAGCGAGGAGUACUGGAGGCUCUAUGUGCUGAAGCUGUCAGAUGACAUCGGAAACUUCGGGGAGGUGCGACUGCCCCUCCUUGGUUGCCUGGGUGUCUCCUGGGUGGUCGUCUUCCUCUGCCUCAUCCGAGGGGUCAAGUCUUCAGGGAAAGUGGUGUACUUUACGGCCACAUUUCCCUAUGUGGUGCUGACCAUCCUGUUCAUCCGUGGCGUGACCCUGGAAGGAGCCUUCACGGGCAUCAUGUACUACCUGACCCCGCAGUGGGACAAGAUCCUGGAGGCCAAGGUCUGGGGGGACGCCGCCUCCCAGAUCUUUUACUCGCUGGGCUGCGCGUGGGGCGGCCUCAUCACCAUGGCUUCCUACAGCAAGUUCCACAACAACUGUUACCGGGACAGUGUCAUCAUCAGCAUCACUAACUGUGCCACCAGCGUCUACGCCGGCUUUGUCAUCUUCUCCAUCCUGGGCUUCAUGGCCAAUCACCUGGGCGUGGACGUGUCCCGCGUGGCAGACCACGGCCCUGGCCUGGCCUUCGUGGCAUACCCGGAGGCCCUCACCCUGCUGCCCGUCUCCCCGCUCUGGUCCCUGCUCUUCUUCUUCAUGCUUAUCUUGCUGGGGCUGGGCACGCAGUUCUGCCUCCUAGAGACGCUGGUCACGGCCAUUGUGGAUGAGGUAGGGAAUGAGUGGAUCCUGCAGAAAAAGACUUAUGUGACCUUGGGCGUGGCUGUGGCUGGCUUCCUGCUGGGCAUCCCCCUCACCAGCCAGGCAGGCAUCUACUGGCUGCUGCUGAUGGAUAACUACGCGGCCAGCUUCUCUUUGGUCGUCAUCUCCUGCAUCAUGUGUGUGUCCAUCAUUUACAUUUACGGGCACCACAACUAUUUCCAGGACAUCCAGAUGAUGCUGGGAUUCCCACCGCCCCUCUUCUUCCAGAUCUGCUGGCGCUUCGUCUCCCCAGCUAUCAUCUUUUUCAUUCUCAUCUUCACGGUGAUCCAGUACCAGCCAAUUACCUACAACCACUACCAGUAUCCAGGCUGGGCUGUGGCCAUCGGCUUCCUCAUGGCUCUGUCCUCUGUCAUUUGCAUUCCACUCUACGCCCUGUACCAGCUCUGCCGCACAGAUGGGGAUACCCUUCUCCAGCGUCUGAAAAAUGCAACCAAGCCAAGCAGAGACUGGGGGCCCGCCCUCCUGGAGCACCGAACGGGGCGCUAUGCCCGCACCAUUCCACCCUCUCCUGAAGAUGGGCUUGAGGUCCAGCCGCUGCACCCAGACAAGGCCCAGAUCCCCACGGUGGGCAGUAACGGCUCCAGCCGUCUGCAGGACUCCCGGAUAUGAGCACAACUGCCGGGGGAGUGCCCCACCCCCGCCCCGUGCUCCCGCCACAGAGACUG
This is a messenger RNA of Lipotes vexillifer (Yangtze River dolphin), 2194 nucleotides long. RefSeq names its product solute carrier family 6 member 9 (gene SLC6A9). The transcript has 13 exons. NCBI's taxonomy places the organism in Eukaryota, Metazoa, Chordata, Mammalia, Artiodactyla, Lipotidae. Gene Ontology annotation, biological process: amino acid import across plasma membrane; sodium ion transmembrane transport; neurotransmitter transport. Gene Ontology annotation, molecular function: amino acid:sodium symporter activity. The record is from RefSeq and is a predicted model, not a curated record. Gene Ontology annotation, cellular component: plasma membrane. Bases 222 to 2138 code for a protein of 638 amino acids.